AUGGUAAGACCGGAAAGAUGCAACAUAUGUUUACCAAUCCUCAACACUAUUGUCAAGGUCCGGGAGGAGGAGGAAGAGGAAGUGUUGGAUAAGGAUGUUGUUGAUAUUGACAACAAUGACGUUGAAUCUGAUGAUGAGCCUGUAGAUCCUGAUGAUGCUGAGCAAGAAGCACCCAAGCCAGGUUGGGAGUGGAAUGAAGAUGACAGCAAUGACGUUGAAUGCCACAAUUCUGGGAUUGGAUUCAAACUGAAAAAGGCAACUCAAUCGGAUUCAAACACGCCACCAAACAACUCCAACACAGAUGGAGACAAAUACAACUACUACCCUGUCAGCAGAGACACCAACGAGGUUAAUAACGAGAUGGAGCAAUACAACAACGGUGAAUUCCCCAUGGCAAGGAAAGGAUGUGCAUUGGGCUGGUGGAAGCCACAAGCGGUCCAAAAUUCAUAA
This is a messenger RNA of Puccinia triticina, 450 nucleotides long. RefSeq lists its product as uncharacterized. The record is from RefSeq and is a predicted model, not a curated record. Bases 1 to 450 code for a protein of 149 amino acids. Lineage: Eukaryota; Fungi; Basidiomycota; Pucciniomycetes; Pucciniales; Pucciniaceae. The transcript is spliced from 3 exons.